Molecule: messenger RNA, 1014 nt
Organism: Entrophospora candida
Lineage: Eukaryota; Fungi; Glomeromycota; Glomeromycetes; Entrophosporales; Entrophosporaceae
Source: the annotation of a GenBank genome assembly
AUGAAUUCAGAGGGUAUUGCAUUUGGAACAUCUGGUUUCGAAGAUCAGUCUGUACAAGCAGGAAAUACUACCAGAAUUACUGUAGCUCUUAAUCACCUAAUCAAAAACGUUAAAUACAAAGUAUAUGGCAAUUGGGUAUGUCGAGAAUGGAAUUGUCAACACAAGCCACAAUGCCGGGACAAAUGGGCAUGUCAAAGAGAAUGGGAAUAUCGAAACAAAGUGCAAUGUAAACACAAACCCAAGUGUCGAAGUGGAGAUGAAUGUCGAUACAACCGGUGUAUAUGUCCAGACUCUUGGUGGCGACCUCGACAUGCAGAGUAUUGUCAAGAGGCAUGGGUAACUCAAAACAACUGGAAUUGUAAACAUGUGAAAAAAUGUAAUGAUCGACCGAAUUGCCAGCACGAGACAAAAUCCAAAGAUGAUGAAUGGGUUUGUCAACACGAGAUAAAAAAAAACUCGCUUAGUCGAUACAAAUGUGAAAGUGAAUGGAGUGCUCAAUAUACUCGAGAGGAGUUAAUCGAAUGUCUAAAAAAAACACCAGAAGAACAGAUUGAUUUUUUCAAGCAGCCUUGCAAGAAAUGUAAAAAUGAGAGUUCAAUUUCUAGUUUCCUUCUGUAUAAGCACCAGCCAGAAAGUUUAAAUGAAAAACCUGACCUUGAGAUCGUCUGUCAUCUAGUAUGGAACAAUUUUUACAGAGUUUUCGGCGAUUGGAAAUGCAAUAAUUGCAAAGCAUCUUGGGAAAGUGCUUAUACUUGGAUAUCGCUUCAAAAGUUUAUAGAAAAAACUCGAGGAGGUGAUUUGAUAAAAGAGGAUUUUUAUGUGGUGGAAUCGUGCAAAGAAAAACCCUGCAAGAGAUCAGAAUCAACCAGCAUUUUAAAAGAAUUCAAACCUCUAACACAAUCAAAGAGUAAAAAGCUUCCUCAUAGACGGGAUUUAUGUCAAAAAUGUCUGCAUUAUGAGAAUUGUACCCAAACUGGUGUCUAUUUUGGUUAUCAAAAUUCUCAGAAGAAAUAA